ACAGUUUCUAAUGUGGGUAGGAAUUGAGUUCCAUUUUUCUGCUGCUCUGAUUGAAAAUUCAGACUGUCCAAAUGCAGUCCUCCUAAGUUUACCUGAACAAUCUCCUCUUGCUGAUACCCUGGUCUCCCUAAGAUUGUUCCUGCAGAGUAACACACAUUGUUUAAGUGGAGGUGGGGCCUGAUCAUGAAUUAAUUUAUACAUCAGACACAUAUCUGCAUAACAAAGAAAACUGUCAAAGGUAAUUAAGUUAUAUUUAUUAAUGAUGUUACAGUGGUGGUAAUGUUCAUUAGGCUGGCUUUUACAUUUCUGCAGACAUUUUUUACAUGUUUCUUAAAAUUUAGAUACGAUUUAGACAUGUAACUAUUUUUUAAACUAUAGUUUUUAUACGUUAUUUUGUACUACUUCAGUGAAGCCUCUGUGAAAUAUUCAAGCAAUUUAAUCUUUUCAGAGAAACUUAAAUCCAAACGUCAUACAGUAAGCUCUUAUUUUGAAGUAUUUGAUUGGGUUUCCGGUUUCAGACCUCACUGGAGGACUACAAGCUGAUCCGUACACUUUGUAUUAUCUCCUGCGUUUCCACCACUUGGAGUGCUGUUAGACAUCGAUACCUUAAGUUGUUUUACUGAAGUUCCCUACUUGAUACAAUAGUGGCAUGUCUUCGGAUCCGGGCUACAUUUCUGUAGCUCUCGAGCUACUGGGUUAGCUCCGUGCGGCUGCCGAUGAGAUCCACCGGCGGCUACAGUCCGGCCCCUGAAUGCCUCGGAGAAAGAAGAACGGCCAAAGCCCGGCAAGGGUUCACAGCGGGCCGCCAGAGGGAGGGAGCCUCGGCUAUAACACUGGCAACCGAGGACUCCAGGGAUUUGACGGGUCAAUGGCGAACAACUUUACAUCCAGCACCUCGCUCUCCGGCUCAGACAAGGAGAACAUCGUCCGAAGCAUGCAGGAGAUGUUCUCACACCUGGACCCUGAAGUUAUUUACAUCGUGCUUUCCGAGUGUGACUUCAAAGUUGAAAAUGCAAUGGACUCUCUCCUGGAGCUGUCUAAUGCUGCUGAAGUUGCAGCACCCAUACUCUCUCCUGUCUCUGGCUUUGAGCUCACUGCUGCAGCCCUGCUCAGCCCACGACACCUCCUUGAGCCGAGACAAGAACCAGACUCUUCUGGAUCCUCACGGCUGGUCUCUUCUCCUACCAUCCUGACAGAAGAGCUGGACCUGCUCGUUGAUCAGGAGUUAGAGACACUAACCACAGAACAAUGCAAAAGUGCAGAGCAGUAUUUAUCCCCUUUCCCUCAACCUCCAUUACCACAGCAGGACCUCCCGGAGCUGCUUCAGUCUAGCUUGCAGCCUGGAUUUAGAGGCCCCUCUGUCCAGCAGCAAGGCCCAGUGGGUGGCCUGGUGGAGAGUAUUUCUGGAGCUUCUUCUCCUCUCGACCAGCUCAGCACUUGGGAAGACAAGGUCACUGAGGCGCAGGAGCCUACUGUGGACUACAAGCAUCUGAUGACAGAGACAUCUGUCGACACACCAAAACCUCCUUUGGACCUGGCAGCGUCAGGACGCCCAUCAGCUUUCCAGGUAUAUAAAAAACAAGACUCAUCAGAAGCUUCCUCAGGCAUGACUGGGGUCAUGUCCUCUAAUACAGUUGUUGGUGGAGCCAGAUCCAAGGUGAACACGUCUAUUCAGGCUCCGUUCGGCUACAUGCCAUCGUCCUGGAACCUAGAGGCACCGGUAUUUUCCCCUCAUUUCCAUGGAAACCAGGGGCCAGCUUUCAUUACCCCGGUGGCUCAAACACCGUCCGGCUGGCCCAACCUACCCCGCCAUCCCUCUCCUUGGCUGGGUCAGGGCCCUGUCAGCCAAGCACCUCUCAAACCUUCUGCCACUAUUCCAAAGUCCUGGGCCCUGCCUGCUGCUCCUCAUCCUCCUGCCCAGCACAGCAGGCUGCAUCUGGAGGGAAAGGUACUUGUGCUGCUGCGUGGGGCUCCAGGGUCUGGAAAGUCCACCCUGGCAGGAGCCUUGGUCAAACAUAACCCAGGAGGAGUUAGAUUGUGCACUGAUGACUUUUUCACUAGUCAUGGAAGAUAUCAGUUUAACCCCACUGCACUCGGGGAGGCCCAUGAGUGGAACCAUAGACGAGCCAAAGAGGCGUUUGAAAGAGGAGCUAACCCCAUCAUCAUUGACAACACCAACAUGCAGGGCUGGGAGAUGAAACCCUACGUGGCUAUGGCACUGAAACAUGGAUACAAGGUGCUAUUUCGAGAGCCAGACACUUGGUGGAAGAGCAAACCCAGAGAACUGCAGAGGCGUAGCACACAUGAUGUUCCAGUGGAGACAAUCCGACGCAUGCUUAAUGGAUAUGAGCGCUUUGUCACAGUCCAGUCUAUUAUGGGUUCACAGAUGCCUGAGUUCAAACAGAGUAUCCUCCAGGAGAACAGAAACUCACAGUCACAGUCUGUAAAACCUUGUCCCGACCUUGUGGGGCAGCCUAGAUUGACAGAGGGAUAUAAGAAAUCAGACUCUGAGCUUUUCUAUUCUCUCCCUGAUGUUUCAUCUGUCAGUUACUCUGCUGAAGUUGGAAUACUGGAAGACGGCACCAACAAAUCUCAAGAGUCCCUCGAUAUGACCACUGAGAAACUUACAGAAAACCCUGAAGUGAUACAUGAGGAUGAUGAGAUGGAUCUAGGUGACCUAGAUUCUGAGUUAGAUGCCCAUCUAGAACUGAAUCAUCCAGGGGAUCAGAGAAUCCCUGACUGUAUUGUAGAAUCAGUGAUGAACCAAGAUCAGCAUGAGGAAGAAGAAGUUCCUGUGGCUUUCUCUGAGUCUAUUGGACAGAGAGUGAGGAGAGAGAGAACCAGUCGGAGGUCUGGUUUUGACAGAACAGAGCCUGCCGAUCUGGUGAAAGAUACUACCCAAUCAGAGGAGAAGGGAAAGAGAGAGGGAGAGGAAGCAGAAGGGGUUGAGGCAGAUAAGGGAACGCAGAUUGCAUUGGAUUUUGUCGGAGAUUGGCCAUCUGAAGGUUCCCUUCAGCAGCGACAGGCAAGGACAAGAGAGAGGCAUAUCAAUGUAAAUUUAAAGGAAGAUGGCUUGUCUCAAGAAGAAAAAAAAACAAAAGGGAAGUCAGGGUCCAAUGGAGCAGAGUUUCAGAGGCUUCUUGAUCUUAUUCAGACUGGUGUAGCUGCCACUGACAUCAGCUCUCCGUAUUCAUCUUCCCUCUCCAUGAGCUCUGGAGAGGAAUCUGUGAGAGAGGAUGAGGUGGUAGGCAGACUUGAGGGAUCAAAUAGCAGUAGAUCUAACAGUGAGGAGAGGGAAAAUAAUCAUAGGGUCAUCAGCAGCAGGGGUGAAUUACCUGACUGUGUGUUAGACUGGAAAGGAGCUGACUACUGUGAGAGUAGGGAAUCCAGAUUUGAUAGUUGGCAGCCACUUACAACUGUAAAUGAUGGGUGUAGCACCACAGGAGGGAAUGAUAGUGGGUUAGGAAAUAACAGGACAGUAACAGGAAUUGGGGAUUUCCAAUCAGUUAGCCAAAUAAAUUCCCUCUCAGCUCUUGCUGCUGAGUCACUGGUUAUCUCCAGAACUGUGGAGGAUAAUAACUGCAAGGAUGAAGGGGGAAGUGACAAAAUUCUAGUCGAGGUUCUUACAGAACCUGAUGAUGCUGGUCAGACUGAUAAAGACAGCGCAGACACCAGAGCUGAGUCUGAUGGAGGUCGUGUUAGUGAAAUGAGUCUCAGUCCUGUGUGUGAGGGCACUGUGGAAGCAGAUAGCAGUGCUGUUAGUGGAGGGAGUCAAGAGAGGAAGCAGCGUCAGGGUCGUAGAUCGGGUAAACAGUGUAAACUAGCCCUCACUUUUACACAAAACUGCCCAGCUUCCUCACCCAACGCUCUUGAGGGGCUUAAUACCGCAGCCACAAGUCUAAACUUUAGUCGGAACAGCAUAGACACAGAUAUUGAAUCAAGUUGUAACACCAGCCUGAACCCUCAACCAAACCUUGACCUGUUCAGCGAUUCCAAAUCUGAGGCACGCCCGCAGCCUUCUUCCUCACCCCCUCUGGUAGAAACAGGCUGUUCUACCCAGACAGAACCCCAGGACUUUGCCUUUCUUUGGCGUCUCACUCAUCGAGACAGUCCGGAUGAUGCUGGUGUCACUUUGUGCAACCACCCCGGUGACACCACAGUCCUGUCUGGAGACUCCUCUCGCUUUGUGCCGGAGAUGUCCUCUGCCAUUUCUGCAGCGGUUGCAGUUCACCCGUCUGGCCACGCAGAUGUGCCCUACCAUGUGGUGCACGAGAAAGGCACACAGGUGGAGGAGAGAGAGUUUGGGGCAACUCAAGAUCGCCUUGAGAGUCUUCGCAUUCUCAGUCGCCAUUUUAAAUUGGUUAGUUUCGAUACAUUAGAGGAUCUAUAUGACAAAUGCCAUCAGGACCUAGAGUGGACAACCAACCUGUUACUUGACUCUGGAGAGAGGUUCUUCAAAGAUGAUGAUGGUGUGACAGAGAUGGAGGAGUAUGAAAAAGACCAGAAAAUAUCCAAUCUGUGUGGAGCUUUGGGUGAAGCUUCAGAAACUAGGGUAUAUGCUAAUGUGUUUGAUGGGCACCACCCUGAGGAUUUGUUUCCUGCAGAUAAGGAGGGAACUCAGCAGAUAAAUGGUACAGCUAAAAAGUUGGUUGUGAACGGUAACGAUAAUGAUGUGCUUAGAGUUGGGGGUGCAGCUUUUCUCGCUCAAAACAAAGAUCACCCUGAUGAAACUUUGCAUUUAGAAAAAGCUCCUGAAACAAAACAAAGUCUCCCUGAGGCAGUGAACGAAGGAGAGAGGUGUGGUGAAUCUGAGCAAAAAGUGACAUCAGAAGUUGACAUUGAAGGUGGUGCUUGGGGUUUAAGCUUUGAUGAUAGCGUAAUAAUAGAAGAGUCGAGGGUUGAGAUCGACGAGGAGAUUGCUAGCAUGGACGAGGUUAAGCGGCUCCUGCAGGCUGAGUUAGAGGAGAUGGAGAGGCAGGAACAAAAGGAGAAGGCUGAAAGGAGUUUGAAGGAGGGGAGAAGGAAACAACACCUGGAUAUUCAGAGCGUGGAGCUCAAACUACCCACUGAGGUGGCACUACAACUGACUGAGCUGUUUGGUCCUGUUGGAGUAGAUCCAGGUUCAUGCCCCUCUGAUGACUGUGCAGUGCAGAUGGAUCUGAACCUGGCCAAGCUGCUUCACCAGAAGUGGAAGGAAACCAUUCAGGAAAAGCAGAGACAAGCAACUCUGUCCUUCCACUUGCUUCAGGAGAGUUCCCUACACUGGGGUGAGUCACAAGGGGUCAAAACAGGACCAGGAGACUCGUCACAGUCAGCGUGUUUCCUGAUCAGUGCUGAUGGUUACACAACACCGGAUGGCCAUCCAGAGACCAGGGGUAGGAUCCCAUUCAUGGACCACUGGAGUGUGUCUCGCCCACACGUGUCUCUCCGGGAGAUCAUUAAGGAGGAGCAGGCACUACAGGAAAACAUGGAAAAGACCAGACAGAGUCGUUCAGACCUCGACCGACGGGAUGGAGCCACCAUUUUAAAAGAAACCCAACUGUACUCCCUCUUCCCCACUAUAGACAGGCAUUUUCUUCAAGACAUCUUCAGAGACCACAAUUACAGCCUGACUGAGACAGAGCUGUUUCUUCGCUCUCUUUUGGUCGAGGAGCCAGUCAAGACAGUGAUUGCCCCAGAGGCACCUCGAUCUGACCACCACAGAGCAGCCAGCAAGGAAAGAGAGAAGAGGCAGAAGCCUGUGGAGUCUACUGUUCUUGACUAUCAGGACACAGAGGAUCCAGAGUAUGUUGACUUCAGGGCUGAAGCCUCCCUACAGAGAAAACGACAGAUCGAGAGUUUUGAGAAAGCUGCUGAGGCUUUUAAACAAGGACAUAAGGAAGUGGCUUCAUUUUACUCGCAACAGGGACACAUGCACGGCAAGCGGAUGCAUGAGGCCAAUCACCGUGCAGCAUUUCAGAUUUUUCAGAGGGUGAACUCAUCACUGCUGCCAAGGAACAUCCUGGACCUCCACGGGCUGCACGUAGACGAAGCCCUUGAACAUCUGGCCCAGGUCUUAGAGGACAAAAGCACAGAGUGUGAGCAGGGUCUGUGUAAACCUCAGCUCUCUAUCAUCACAGGAAGAGGAAACCACAGCCAGGGGGGCGUGGCCCGCAUCCGUCCCGCUGUCAUAGACUACCUCACCAGCAAGCACUACAGGUUCACAGAGCCAAACACAGGCCAUGUGUUAGUCUCUUUGAAGUGAGAAGAACCUGGUUUCAAGCUCCUCUGGCAGAAAAUACACACACAUGCACAUAUCUCUCUCUGUCUAUCCCUUCACAUAACCAUACUAUAUAGUCAUUACACUACACAAAAUAUGACACAUUCAGCCUCAGUUUUGGUGCCGUGUGAUCUUCUCAUCUCAUUUCUCUUCUUUUUACCCAAUGAGUUAUCAAGAGCUUGAAGUUAGUUUGGCCCAAAUGUUGGCAUGAAAUGCAAAAAGAUGUUUUUUAUUCAUCUGUAAAGCUCAAAUGUAUGUACAUUUUUACUCUCAAGGCACUUGAUAAUGUAGAUUUUGAUUAACAUUAUCAUUGUGCCUUUUAAAAAUAGUGACUUUUACCUUUUUGCGGGCUAGAUGUUCAAUAAGAUGUUGUGAUGAUUUUAACAUUUACUAGUUUAAUAUCAUUGUGGAAAUAUAAUGGUAGAUUUUAUCAAACUUUUAUUAAAAACGAUUGCAUGCUGUCUACCUGGAGGUUGUUCGUAAGCAUUUAAAGUAAUACACAAACAUAUUUUCAUCUAAAAUCUUAAGAAUUUGAUUAGGUUAAAUUUUAUUGCAUACCAUCACAGCAUUUAUUAUUGUGUGAUGAUGUAUUAUAAAACCAAAAACUUAAAAGGAAUUGUUGCUCUUUGUUGUAAGCCUCUGAUUUAAACUCAACUUUGAUGUAAUUGCUGCCUCAGCUUCUACUUUCAUUUGCUUUAGUUUAAUGCCACACUAAGUAUUGCUGCUUGAUAUUCAAACUCAGGUAAAUAUUUUGAAGUGUUUCUUAAUCUUUCAAGGCCAAUCUUUUAUCUCCAGUCUGUUCCUAGUAGCUUUUUAAACCUGCUGUGCCAAAUUUUGUAGCAGAUGUAUUACUCAGGUUGCUACCAUACUAUUUUGUAGGCUUAAAAAUGGCUUCUGCUUUCUUUUAUCUUGGUGGCUUUUUUUCACAAAGUUAGGACAACAAUUUUGAAAAAAAUGUAUUGACUUGUACAUAAUGUUGUCAAACAUGACUUAUAAAGAGAAUAUUGUAUUUUUGUAUUCAUUUGUUUAAAUUGUUUUACAGAGAAUGUUGUACUGUUGAAUAAAAUCCCAAAUGUUUACUCUUUAAA
This is a messenger RNA of Notolabrus celidotus (New Zealand spotty), 7347 nucleotides long. It is a transcript of the gene n4bp2, whose product is annotated as NEDD4 binding protein 2. The coding region runs from base 752 to 6244 and encodes 1830 amino acids. The record is from RefSeq and is a predicted model, not a curated record. Gene Ontology annotation, molecular function: ubiquitin binding. NCBI's taxonomy places the organism in Eukaryota, Metazoa, Chordata, Actinopteri, Labriformes, Labridae. The transcript has 16 exons.